UCUUGGUUCACAAUUUUUGUACUCAAGUAAGUCUCUUAUAACAAUCGUUGUGAAUAGAGACUUACAGGGACGACCUGGUGAACACAGUGAAUUAUAGAAGAAAAGAUGGAUUCUCGCAUGGGUUCUCUGCUUGGAUGCUUGUUCAUCGUAGCAGCUCUGCUUCAGGGAGGCGCCGCACAGGUAACACACGUUGUCGGAGGCAAUGUUGGAUGGACUAUUCCUGCUUCUGGCUUCUCAUAUGAUACAUGGGCUGCCAACCAAACGUUCAGGGCCGGCGAUACAUUAAUUUUCAACUUCCAAACUGGUGCCCACGACGUGGCUGUCGUCUCAGCGGCUGAUUAUACUGCCUGUACCAAAGGAAACCCUAUCGGAACCAUUUUAAACACAGGCCCAGCAAGCAUCAAAAUUAAUACCACAGGAAAUCACUACUACAUCUGCACUUUUGGCCAACACUGUGAGGCAAAACAGAAGCUGGCAAUCACCGUUGGGUCCUCUACAGGCAGUCCCACCUCGGCACCAACACCUUCAACAACCCCAACAACCACUGGAGGAACUUCACCCACUUCACCCAGCUCUUCACCUAGCUCUGCUUCUUCGGUCACUGUUGGCGCCUUCUCUAUUCUUCUGCUAUCCACUGUCAUCGCUUUCUUUUAUUAAUUUAUGAUUUUUUUUUAAUGCAUCAUCACCAUAUCUAGAGAUUAUUUUGUGUCUUGUCUUUUCUCUGCAGCGUCUUCUCUCUAGCCGCCACCCCCCCUUCUUCCAUGAGGCGUGCAUAGACGU
Molecule: messenger RNA, 780 nt
Organism: Telopea speciosissima
Lineage: Eukaryota; Viridiplantae; Streptophyta; Magnoliopsida; Proteales; Proteaceae
Product: umecyanin-like
Exons: 2
Coding region: 106-657 (183 amino acids)
Cellular component (GO): plasma membrane
Molecular function (GO): electron transfer activity
Source: RefSeq, a predicted model, not a curated record